This is a messenger RNA of Colletotrichum tamarilloi, 897 nucleotides long. RefSeq lists its product as uncharacterized. The record is from RefSeq and is a predicted model, not a curated record. The coding region runs from base 1 to 897 and encodes 298 amino acids. The transcript is spliced from 2 exons. Lineage: Eukaryota; Fungi; Ascomycota; Sordariomycetes; Glomerellales; Glomerellaceae.
AUGAACAAGUGCUGGUUCGUUCUCGAGCAGUCUUUUUAUACCGCUCCGGUCUAUACCAAUACUUCCCGGGCCGGUGGCCAGACGGAGAGCGGCAACCUGCGUCUCGGUGAUGUGGUGCCUAGCCCCGACAACAUCUACCCUGUGCUCACCCAGGGCACCCUGCCAUUCUUUGGCCGCGAGAUGCGUAUCACACAGACCCAGCUCGGCGAGUUCAAGUGGGAUCAGACCCACGAGCGCCAAGACGGCGCGAAUGCCGGCGCCGGGGCCCCGGUUGCUGCGGCCGCUGGCGCCACCCUGAGCGCCGAGAUCAGCGCCGAGUUCAAGAGGACCAUGAAGACAUGGGCUAACUUCAAUACGCUCGACACAGAGGUCGUGCAGCCGAGUAACACCUACAUCGAUCAGGUCAUCGCCCACUCCGACGUGCAGAACUAUAUCGAACAGCACAAGAUCUGGCCCCUGGACCGGUGGACCGUCUACGUGGUUAUCGGUCUGAUGAUUGCGCGGGCUGGCGGCUCGAUUGGCGGCUCUAAGUUGAACUCCCAGGCCUUCCACAGCGACAUCGACCUGGACAUUGCCGGCGCUGCCAACCUUAAAAUCGGCGAUACGCACAAGAACAGCACAGAAACCCACAUGUCUGCCCAGAUCCAGGGCGACCGAGUGUGGGCCGUGCGAUUCGCAAAGGUUCAUAAGGGGCUGCUCCGCCGGAAGUGGAUGCAGACAGAGGAAACGGCCGGCGCGGCGCUGGACGGAGACGAGGAAGGCGAGGAGCAGGUCCAAGAGGUCCUGGAGCGCGAAGGGCUGGGAAAAGCCGUGGUCACCGAGUGCACGACUGCCUUUGGGGGCACCGAGACGUGGUCCUUUGUUACGAUGGUUCCCGACGCGACGCAUGAUGCUUAG